This is a messenger RNA of Penaeus indicus, 1750 nucleotides long. Its product is annotated as caspase-1-like. Lineage: Eukaryota; Metazoa; Arthropoda; Malacostraca; Decapoda; Penaeidae. Gene Ontology annotation, biological process: proteolysis; positive regulation of neuron apoptotic process; apoptotic process. The coding region runs from base 128 to 1036 and encodes 302 amino acids. The record is from RefSeq and is a predicted model, not a curated record. Gene Ontology annotation, cellular component: cytoplasm. The transcript is spliced from 7 exons.
CACAGCUGACUCACGAGAGGCACUGAGCCCACAAAUAAAAGGGCGACACGGACACACUCACCCCUCUGCUUCUACACUCACCCCAGCGCCGAUUCAGUCGACACCUCCAUCAGAGAAGUCCAGAGAGAUGAGCAGCGCCGUUGAUUCAGCGAGAGUCGAUGGCGGGAACCAAGGCAAGGCCAACACGACGGAGAACAGGGGCGCGGAGGGAGAGGAACCUGCGAAGGACUUACCUAAGGAGCGUCGUACCGCAUACACGGAGGUGGACGGACUCAGUGAGCGUUACCCAAUGAACCGUCGGCCUCGGGGCGUUGCUCUCAUCUUCGCUCAUUCCGAGUUCGAUAAUGAAGCCUCCGAACCACGACCCUCCGCCGCCUACGACGCCGAGAUCGCGAGAGCCGCCUUCGAGGCCCUCGGAUUCCUGCCUGAGGUGUUCUUAGACCUCACGAAGGACAAGCUCGAGGAGAAAUUGCUGGAAGUUUCUGAGCGCGACCACAGCAGCUACGACGCCUUUGUCAUAGUGUUCAUGAGCCAUGGUGGGAUAGAUUUUAAAAAGAAAGAAGAAUUCUUGUGGGUCAAAGACGACAAGAUUUUAACCAAGGAUCUAUGGAAAUACUUCACUUCUGAAAAUUGCACAAGUCUAGCCGGCAAACCUAAGCUGUACUUCAUUCAGGCAUGCAGGGGCGACCGAAAGGAUAAGGGCGUGAGCGUAUCGCGGCGUAGCACGACGGUUUACACGGACAGCGUUGACGAGUACAUACUUCCCAACCAAGCUGACCAGCUUAUUAUGUGGGCUUCCUACCCGGGCUAUGAGGCUUACAGGCCUGAAUGCAAAGAAAUCCAAGGGAGUGUCUUCAUCCACUACCUGGCCAAGAACCUCAUGGAAUAUGCCAAUACUUCUCCACGAACAAGUCUAUUUUCCAUUCUUCUUAAAGUCAGCAGGGAAGUGGCAGUCCUCUAUGAGACCGAUAAGUAUGACCAAAAGAAACAAGUUCCUUCCAUUAUGUCGACGCUGCUUCGUGAGAUUUACUUCUAAGAGGAUGCCUUUUAAGUUAAUCCUUGGCUUGACCGUGCGAGACCUUCUGACGUUUCAGUCCUUUUAUUGUUGUUAUUAAGGUUCUUAUCAGUACUAUUAUUAUCUGCUAAAUAAAUGAGAUGCUGAUCUGUAAAUUUCUUCUCAAGAACAAAAACGUCAUUUUCCCUAAUUUCAGUAACACACACACACGCGCGCGCAUAUAUAUAUAGACUAAGUUUUUGCAAUGAUUGAAUUUUAUUUGGAUGUAUGAUUAAUUUCUUUACUGAAAAUAUUGAUAUGAUUUUAUAUUUGUUUGAUUAAGCUUUGGUAACGAACCUUUUCCUAUCACUUUGUUGAAUGUGUAAGCCAUUUAUUCACAAAGAGAUACACUUUAAUUUUUUUAUUUGUUUGUAAAAAUAUUUCUUUUAAUUUCUUUGUAUAUGAUUUAGCCACUACAAUCCAUGUGUUAAUCUGACUAACUGCUUUGAUAAAGAUUCGUACAUUUUGAUUUUUUUUUAAAUUUUAGUAUUUGUCUCGUUGUACUGAGUAUUUAGUUAUAAAUUGUCUAUUCAAAACUGACUCAUGAGAGUUCACUGUAGUUUGGUUAUAACGUUGCACUGCAAAUAACCACAUGUAUUACUGACACACUAAUUCAUAUGAUUGGUAUUGCUUACAUGUACAAUUGAUCACUUUAUGUAUAAGAACAAUAAUGAAUAAAUAGUUAAGGUAUUACAA